This is a messenger RNA of Fukomys damarensis (Damara mole-rat), 1072 nucleotides long. RefSeq names its product short chain dehydrogenase/reductase family 9C member 7 (gene Sdr9c7). Lineage: Eukaryota; Metazoa; Chordata; Mammalia; Rodentia; Bathyergidae. The transcript is spliced from 4 exons. Bases 1 to 942 code for a protein of 313 amino acids. The record is from RefSeq and is a predicted model, not a curated record. Gene Ontology annotation, molecular function: oxidoreductase activity.
AUGGCAGCGAUCACGGACUUAGGUUUUAUGUAUCGCUGGUUUAAGAACUGCAAUCUGGUUCGCAACCUUUCAGAGAAGUAUGUUUUCAUCACUGGUUGUGACUCUGGCUUUGGGAACAUGCUGGCCAGACAACUGGUUGAACGGGGCAUGCGGGUGCUGGCUGCUUGCCUUACUGAGGAAGGGGCUCAGAAACUUCAGCAGGAUACCUCCUACCAGCUGCAGACCAUCCUACUGGAUAUCACCAAGACUGAAAGCGUCAAGGCUGCGGCCCAGUGGGUGAGGGACCAAGUGGGAGAGCAAGGCCUCUGGGCCCUGGUAAACAAUGCUGGUGUUGGUAUUCCCAGUGGUCCCAAUGAAUGGCUGACAAAGGAGGACUUUGUAAAGGUGAUCAACGUGAACCUGGUGGGGACAAUCGAUGUGACCCUCCACAUGCUGCCUAUGGUCAAGAAAGCCCGGGGCAGGGUGGUCAAUAUGUCUAGCUCUGGUGGUCGUGUGGCUGUCAUUGGUGGUGGCUACUGUGUCUCCAAGUUUGGCAUUGAGGCCUUCUCUGACAGCAUCAGGCGUGAGAUGCACUACUUUGGGGUGAAGGUCAGCAUCAUUGAGCCGGGAAACUACAGGACAUCCAUUCUGGGCAAGGAGGGCAUCGAUAAGAAACUGAAGAAGAUGUGGGAGCGACUGCCUCAGGAGACCCAGGAAAGCUACGGAGAGGAGUACUUCCGUAUCUAUACUUACAAGCUGAACAACAUGAUGCAGCUGGCAGAGCCGAGAAUCACUGAUGUCAUCAAUAGUAUGGAGCAUGCCAUUGUUUCCCGGACUCCUCGUAUCCGCUACAACCCUGGCCUGGAUGCCAAACUACUCUACAUUCCCUUGGCAAAGUUGCCCACCCCUCUGACAGAUUUCAUCCUGAGCCGGUACCUUCCAAAGCCAGCAGACAGUGUCUGAGCUGGGAAGGUUCCAGGGCUGAAUGGUGGAAUGCACAGCGGGGGAGGGAGGAAGGACUGUGGUGGUUUCAGAAGUCCUAGGGGUAUUGGUGACAAAGGACACUGAGCUCAGCCUCCUCUCCCUCACUGGG